UGAGACUAGACCACAACCAUUCAUACUAAUAAUAUACCUUAUCAAAAAAAAUUAUUACCGUUUUCAGAAAUGUCACUAAAAAUGCAGAUAAAUAUUCGUAAUAAAAGCGCACCUAAAUGCUAUGUCCUACCACUUUCGCCAAUAAUACAGUAAGGAUCCCUGCGGACUCCAAGGUAACAAGCUGUACACAUACUUUAAAGGAACUUACAUGCGUGUGCAUGUUCCAGCACCUAAGAAAUUAAUACAACAUUUGAAUAUUAUCAGCUGGUCUAUUUCCAAACAUGACUCAGGAGGGGAAGUCUGACAUGGAGAGAGUUGGCCUCUUUGAAGAGAUGAGCUACAUAAGCAUAGGGGACAAAUACGUCCCUGUUAGUUACAGACCUUUCAACGAGUCUGCCCAAAGGAAUAAACAAAUGCUGGCUGGGAUACCAAAGAAGAAGUGCGGACUUCAAGUUGGCUACUUUGACAGUCAGUUUGGGAGAGUUUUCGAGGGGGAGGCCUUCAGUGACCCGCUGAAGCUCCGCAGACAGUACAGGAUGCAACAGGCAAAGCGCAAUUUAGGAAAGGCUUUUCUCCCCAGCAGUGGAGAAAAGAGACUUUCGGGGGUUGGCAGUUACUACGGGACACUGAGUGGACCAAUCACCGCCGUGAGUGCACUGCAAAUUCCCAAAAAGCCCUACAAAUCACCCGGGAAGAAUAUUUUAACAAACCCAGCAAAAAAGGGAAGUGGAUAUGGAUAUCCAAAUGUAACUCUGUCCAGAUUUGAAUCCCAUUCUGCAGACCCCUAUGACAGACCAAGGGAAAUGUUAAAGAAAGAAAUUGUAGCAAACAGAGCCCUGGUGAAAGGGGGGGUCUUCCGCUUAAAUCUUCAUCCAAAAGAGUAUUUUGAGAGAAAUCCUUAUAAGCUUGAUGCACCGUUACCCCCUGUAAAAACAACAGAUAUAAAGAAGAACUUUACGGUUCCGUUCAAGCCAAGCUCACCGAGCAAAAAGAUGGCAGGCAUGAAAGCUGGCACUUUUGGCGCCUAUCCCUUGCACUCUGCAGACCCAUACAUCACCAGAAGACCAAAAGACGUAUCAACCACAAAGGAGAGGGGAAUAUUCCGCCCCUCCCCUGGGCCAAAGAGCAUGCCAGUGAAAAGCAUCCUUGACAUGAAUGUCAACAAAUCUGUAAUCACUACAGAGCAGCACUAUCAGUAAUACUAUCUUAUAAAGUGAUGUUCCAUAGGCACAAGACCCAGAUUCAGGCUCAUCCUCAACCCAGCUGACUAAUUUCAAAAGGCUCCACGCAAGUUGAGGAAGAGGAAUGUUCACGCUGGUUUAAACACAGAUCAGCUGUAGUUAUUAUUGGCAGUGAAGGGUAACAACGCCAAAGUUCUAUAAAAGAAGCAAAAUCUUUUCCUGCUGAGCAGCAUCCCAGGUCAGUUAUAGAACUUCAGCUUCAACUAGAUAAAUAUCAUCAGACAAGGUAACAUGGUGCUGACAAUGUCACCGUCAUUGUUUCCUGUGAAACCUGUGUUCAGUCAUGAGACUUAUUGUUUGUCUCAGAUUUGUUUUCAGAUAUAUCCAUUACUACAUGAAUCAUUGUUAAUUAUUGUCUGUGUACAUGUAAUAUGUAAAUGCAAAGACCAAAAUUGUAUUAUAAAGUUGCCUUCAAGUGUAAUCUAGGUAGGUCCUGCCCUUUAUUUGAGAUGACUGAGAGCAUAAUUUCCACAUUUUACACAUCUUUAAUGACUUUGAAUAAACAAAAAACUCCACCUCUGAGUCUAGUUUUAUAAUGAGCUCUUCAGGACUGUAAACAACCUAGAUUGCUCAUCAGCUAAAAUGUGGCAACAUCAUUGUCCACAUUCACCCAUUCAUCAGUUUUCUUUUCUCCAAGUUAGUUUGUGGAUUUGAAGAUUCAGCAUUCUUCAGAAUAUCCAAAAAUGGAUUAACUAUACUACUUUUGAAAUAUCAAGGAAGCCAUUUUCAAAUACAGGAGAAUUUAAAAGCUACCUCCUGGUUCUCCUGUCGUGAAUUCCAAAUUAUAUAAUCCAUUCCAAAUUAUAUAAUCCAUGGUUAAUGUAUUUGUGGAUGUAAUGUAUCAAACCAGAUUCUAUACUGAAGAAAUAAAAUGUUGGAAAUGUUGAUACAA
Paramormyrops kingsleyae is the source of this 2133-nucleotide messenger RNA. RefSeq names its product cilia and flagella associated protein 96 (gene cfap96). The record is from RefSeq and is a predicted model, not a curated record. NCBI's taxonomy places the organism in Eukaryota, Metazoa, Chordata, Actinopteri, Osteoglossiformes, Mormyridae. Gene Ontology annotation, cellular component: centrosome; cytoplasmic microtubule.